Messenger RNA from Sapajus apella (tufted capuchin), 4645 nucleotides. It is a transcript of the gene WNT5A, whose product is annotated as Wnt family member 5A. Gene Ontology annotation, biological process: canonical Wnt signaling pathway; multicellular organism development; neuron differentiation. Lineage: Eukaryota; Metazoa; Chordata; Mammalia; Primates; Cebidae. The record is from RefSeq and is a predicted model, not a curated record. The transcript has 5 exons. Gene Ontology annotation, cellular component: extracellular region. Gene Ontology annotation, molecular function: frizzled binding; cytokine activity. The coding region runs from base 322 to 1464 and encodes 380 amino acids.
AACAGUUGCCUGCGCGCCCCCGCCGGACCCGCGGCUCCCUAGUUGCGCCUCGACCAGGCCCUGCCCUUGCUGCCGGCUCCCGCGCGUCUGCGCCCCCUCCGUUCCUGGGCGCAUCCCAGCGCUGCCCCAGCUCGGGAGUCCAGGCCCUGGCGCCAGUGCCCGCUUCAGCUCCGGUUCACUGCGCCCGCUCGAGGCGCGCGGGAGGACUCCGCAGCCCUGCUCCUGACCAUCUCCCCAGGCUUAACCCGGCCGCUCCGCUCGGAUUCCUCGGCUGCCCUCGCUGGGGUGGCGACUUCCUCCCCGCGCCUCCUCCCCCUCGCCAUGAAGAAGUCCAUUGAAAUAUUAAGCCCAGGAGUUGCUUUGGGGAUGGCUGGAAGUGCAAUGUCUUCCAAGUUCUUCCUAAUGGCUUUGGCCAUAUUUUUCUCCUUCGCCCAGGUUGUAAUAGAAGCCAAUUCUUGGUGGUCGCUAGGUAUGAAUAACCCUGUUCAGAUGUCAGAAGUAUAUAUCAUAGGAGCACAGCCUCUCUGCAGCCAACUGGCAGGACUUUCUCAAGGACAGAAGAAACUGUGCCACUUGUAUCAGGACCACAUGCAGUACAUCGGAGAAGGCGCGAAGACAGGCAUCAAGGAAUGCCAGUAUCAAUUCCGACAUCGAAGGUGGAACUGCAGCACUGUGGAUAACACCUCUGUUUUUGGCAGGGUGAUGCAGAUAGGCAGCCGCGAGACGGCCUUCACGUACGCGGUGAGCGCGGCUGGGGUGGUGAACGCCAUGAGCAGGGCGUGCCGCGAGGGCGAGCUGUCCACCUGCGGCUGCAGCCGCGCCGCGCGCCCCAAGGACCUGCCGCGGGACUGGCUCUGGGGCGGCUGCGGCGACAACAUCGACUACGGCUACCGCUUUGCCAAGGAGUUCGUGGACGCCCGCGAGCGGGAGCGCAUCCACGCCAAGGGCUCCUACGAGAGCGCGCGCAUCCUCAUGAACCUGCACAACAACGAGGCGGGCCGAAGGACGGUGUACAAUCUGGCUGAUGUGGCCUGCAAGUGCCAUGGGGUGUCCGGCUCAUGUAGCCUCAAGACAUGCUGGCUGCAGCUGGCGGACUUCCGCAAGGUGGGUGAUGCCCUGAAGGAGAAGUACGACAGCGCGGCGGCCAUGCGGCUCAACAGCCGGGGCAAACUGGUGCAGGUCAACAGCCGCUUCAACUCGCCCACCACGCAGGACCUGGUCUACAUCGACCCCAGCCCUGACUACUGCGUGCGCAACGAGAGCACGGGCUCGCUGGGCACGCAGGGCCGCCUGUGCAACAAGACGUCAGAGGGCAUGGAUGGCUGCGAGCUCAUGUGCUGCGGCCGCGGCUACGACCAGUUCAAGACGGUGCAGACGGAGCGCUGCCACUGCAAGUUCCACUGGUGCUGCUACGUCAAGUGCAAGAAGUGCACGGAGAUCGUGGACCAGUUCGUGUGCAAGUAGUGGGUGCCGCCCGGCACUCAGCCCCGCUCCCAGGACCUGCUUAUUUAUAGAAAGUACAGUGAUUCUGGUUUUUGGUUUUUAAAAAUAUGUUUUAUUUUUCCCCAAGAAUUGCAACCAGAACCAUUUUUUUACUGUUACCAUCUAAGAACUCUGUGGUUUAUUAUUAAUAUUAUAAUUAUUAUUUGGCAAUAACGGGGGUGGGAAUCAAGAAAAAUAUUUAUUUUGUGGAUCUUUGGAAAGGUAAUACAAGACUUCUUUUGAUAGCAUAGAAUGAAGGGGAAAUAACACAUACCCUUACUUAGCGGUGUGGACAUAGUACACAUCCAGAAGGUAAAGAGAUACAUUUUCUUUUUCUCAAAUAUGCGAUCGUAUCAGAUGGGUAGGAUCCAGUUGAAAGAGAGUGGUAGAAAUCUAUUCAUGAUUCAGCUUCUGUGACCAAAAUGAGUUGUAGGUUCUCUGGUGCAAGAUAAAAGGUCUUGAAAACAAAAAACAAAACUUCCUUCCCCAGGGGCUGCUAGCUUGCUUUUUGCAUUUUCAAAAUAAUAAUUUAAAAUGUAAGAACAAGAAUCUCAUAUUCUCAAGGAAAAAAGGUAUAUCACAUUUCUUAUCCUCCUCAAAUAUUCUAUUUGCAAAUGGUCAUAUUCUAGUAACUCAUGAAAUUUGGGGAGCAGGGAGUAAAGUCCCCAGAAAUUAAAAAAUUUAAAACUCCUAUAUCAAGAUGAUAAUUUGAAGCUGUUACACAAAUUAGGAUUUCGGAUUGGAAAAAGAUCCCCAGAUAAUCCUGGACACUAGAUUUUUUUUUUGUUUGGGGAGGUUGGCUUGCAUAUAAAUGAAAAUAUCCUGUAAUUUUCUUAGGGAUACUUGGUUAGUAAAUUAUAAUAAUACAAAUAAUACAUGAAUCCCAUUCACAGAUUUUCAGCCCAAGCAACAAGGUAAUUGCGUGCCAUUUAGCAGUGCACCAGGGCAGACAACCUAUUUGAGAAAAAACGUGAAAUCCAUCUUCCUCUUCACACUGAGUCCUCUCUGACUCCUCUGAGCUGCGAUGUGAUGCUGGCCAUGUUUCCAAACGGCAGCUCCACUGGGUCCCCUUUGGUUAUAGGACAGGAAAUGAAACAUUAGGAGCUCUGCUUGGAAAACAGUUCACUACUUAGGGAUUUUUUUUUUUCCCUAAAACUUUUAUUUUGAGGAGCAGUAGUUUUCUAUGUUUUAAUGACAUAACGUGGCUAAUGGAAUUCACAGAGGUGUUGCGAGUUUCACUGUUAUGAUCCUGUGUUUAGAUUAUCCACUCAAGCUUCUCCUAUUGUACUGCAGGUGUACCCUAAAACUGUUCCCAGUGUACUUGAGCAGUUGCAUUUAUAAGGAGGGAAAAUGUGGUUUAAUGGUGCCUGAUAUCUCAAAGUCUUUUGUACAUAACAUAUAUAUAUAUACAUAUAUAUAAAUAUAAAUAUAAAUAUAUCUCAUUGCAGCCAGUGAUUUAGAUUUACAGUUUACUCUGGGGUUAUUUCUCUGUCUAGAGCAUUGCUCUUCACUGCAGUCCAGUUGGGAUCCUUCCAAAAAUUUUUGAGUCUUGAACUUGGGCUGUGGCCCUGCUGUGAUCAUACCUUGAGCACGACGAAGCAAUGUUGUUUCUGAGGAAGCUUGAGUUCUGACUCACUGAAAUGCAUGUUGGCUUGAAGAUUUCCUUUAUCUUUCUUUCCUGCUCCACCCCUUUGUCUCCAACCUCCAUUUCUGUACACUUUGUGAAGAGGGCAUUACUUGUUCGUUAUAGACAUGGAUAUUAAGAGAUAUUCAAAACUUGGAAGCAUCAGCAAUAUUUCUCUUUUCUUAGUUCAUUCUGCAGAGUGGACCCGUGCCUAUUAGAAAUGGUAGUACUUAUUAAUUGAAUCCCUAAAGAAAAUUCAGCCCACUACAUAGCUAAUUUUUUUUUUUUUUUAAAUAAGGAUAUCGCUUUCCAAAAAGUGCCAUCAAAUGUGUUCUUAUCUCAAACUUACAUUGUUUUAAAAGUUUGGAAAGAUACACAUCUUUCAGACCCUUCUUAGGCAGGGCAGCUUUUAUAUCACCUUAGUCAACUGUGGCUCUUAAUUUAUUGCAUAAUGAUAUCUACUUCCCCUCAGUUGCAGUGAAUGUCGAGCAAAAGAUCUUGAAAGCAAAAAGCACUAAUUAGUUUAAAAUGUCACUUUUUUGGUUUUUAUUAUGCAAAAACCAUGAAGUACUUUUUUUAUUUGCUAAAUCAGAUUGUUCCUUUUUAGUGAUUCAUGUUUAUGAAGAGAGUUGAGUUUAACAAUCCUAGCUUUUAAAAGAAACUAUUUAAUGUAAAAUAUUCUACAUGUCAUUCAGAAUUAUGUAUAUCUUCUAGCCUUUAUUCUGUACUUUUAAUGUACAUAUUUCUGUCUUGUGUGAUUUGUAUAUUUCACUGGUUUAAAAAACAAACAUCGAAAGGCUUGUGCCGAAUGGAAGACAGAAUAUAAAAUAAAACGUCAAUUGUAUAUUGGUAAGUGGUUUCAAUUGUCCUUCAGAUAAUUCAUGUGGAGAUAUUUGGAGAAACCAUGACGGAUAGUUUAGCAUGACUACAUGUCAAAAUAAUAGCAGAGUGGGGAAUUUUACCAAAACCAAACUAUUUGGAAGCUUCAAAAGAUUUCUAUAUGUAACGGAAAAAAAGGGGAAUUCUCUUUUCCUAUAUAUGUUCCUCAAAAAAAAAAAAAAAUCAAGCAGAUGGCUUAAAGCUGGUUAUAGGAUUGCUCACAUUCUUUUAGCAUUAUGCAUGUAACUUAAUUGUUUUAGAGCGUGUUGCUAUUGUAACGUCCCAGAGAAGAAUGAAAAGGCACAUGCUUUUAUCCAUGACCAGAUUCUUAGUCCAAAAAAAAGUUAUUUUUUUUGUGUUUACCACUGCAACUAUUGCACCUAUUUGAAUUUACUGUGGACCACGUGUGGUGUCUCUAUGCCCUUUGAAAGCUGUUUUUAUAAAACGAAAGACCCAGUCUGCAGAGAAUGAAAACUGGUUGGAAACUAAAGGUUGGUUGUGUUAAGUGCAAUUAAUACAAGUUCUUGUGCUUUACAAAAAUGUACACAGAAAUCUGGACGGUGCUACACAGAUUGAUACAUUCACCUUUGCUUUUUCUCUUUCCCGAUAACCUUGUAACAUAUUGAAACCUUUUAAAGAUGCCAAGAAUGCAUUAUUCCA